Messenger RNA from Microsporum canis CBS 113480, 1437 nucleotides. RefSeq lists its product as hypothetical. The transcript has 4 exons. NCBI's taxonomy places the organism in Eukaryota, Fungi, Ascomycota, Eurotiomycetes, Onygenales, Arthrodermataceae. The record is from RefSeq and is a predicted model, not a curated record. The coding region runs from base 1 to 1437 and encodes 478 amino acids.
AUGACGAGUGAUGAUAAUUUUUUCUUCAGCUAUCUAGCUUGGGUUCCCAACGAUGUGACUAAAUAUUCAAACGAACUGGCAAAUUCGAUUGAUAGCCACGUCGAACGCGCAGCACUCUCUAUUCGCGAAACUUUGUCCCAGCAGUCAUGGAUACCAGCAUCCAUCAGACCACCACCGCCUAACCCCAAGUUCUUCUCGGAUGCGUUCCUCCCACCAAGGUCCACUUUCGAGAAAUGUCAGGACUGGAUAGCAGCACACCGGGUAUUAGCUGUGUCGGCUCUGGCAUUUGUUGGAACGGGCAGUGUCUUAUUAUAUGGUCAGCGAAAGUUUCAUGUCAAGAGGAGAAGAGCACGACGUGCUGGUACUGGGGCUCGGAAAGAGAUUGUUGUCAUAUCUGGGUCGCCGCAUGAGCCCAUGGCAAGGUCGAUUGCUUGUGACCUUGAGCGACGAGGGUAUAUUGUCUUCAUUACUACAACUUCAACGGAGGAGCAGCAGAUUAUCGAGAGUGAAGGACGAGACGACAUACGAUCAUUAUGGUUUGACCUAUCACACACUCCAGCUACUCCAUCGGACAUACAUCCUUCCCUCUAUGUCAUUCAAUCAAUGAUCACAAACGCACAGGCACCGUCACCUGGAAUGCCACCUCAUACAUGUCAACUGAGUGCCGUUAUCCUUGUCCCCUCUUUAAACUACCCAACUGGUCCGGUUGCGGCCAUACCGGCAUCUAGCUGGGCUGACACAAUCAACACCCAUCUCCUAUACCCGAUUCUUACUACCCAAUUCCUCCUGCCCCUCCUUACACUAAAAUCAAAUACCCCUUCCAUCGUCUUCAUAUCUCCAGCCAUUCAAUCCGCUCUUUCUGCGCCAUUUGCCAGCCCCGAGGUUGCAACGACACACGCAAUAUCGGGUUUUGCUACAAGUUUACGCCAGGAGCUGAAUCUUCUAGUUUCAUCAAAUGGAAAUUCUAGUGGUGCUAUCGAUGUUAUCGAAGUAAAAAUUGGCAACUUGGAUCUUGGUCGCCAAUAUAGAAGUGGCCAAAGGCAUAAUAAUAAAGGGACAGAAGUCCUUGCAUGGCAACCUCAACAGCGUGCUCUUUACGGAUCCCCUUAUCUCUCAAGUAUUGAUUAUCGGCUGGGGGCUUCGGGUAAUAUAGCCCCAAACUCCAGUCCAGUGAGAGAACUGCAUUAUGCUAUAUUUGACGCAAUUGCUCCUUCAAAGAAGAAUUGGUUCGGAUGGCGCGAGAAGAAGCCUCGUACUGUUUACGUUGGCCGGGGCUCUAUUGCUUAUAGUAUCAUAUCUCAAAUCAUCCCUGGUGGCAUAGUUGGGUGGAUACUUGGUUUACAGCCCGGCCACCCUACUGCUUCGGCUGGCUCAACCUUCGAUGAAGGCAAUGCAAGUAGCAGUGAAACAGGCUGGGAAAGAGUCCCAGGAACUUGA